AUGGGGAUGUUUACUCGUGUUGACCAGCCACCUGAGGACGAUGAGAAUAAGUCCUAUACGAAUGAGACAGCUGAAGAGGAGGGACUAUUGAGCGCGCCUGGACCAAGUACACGAUUGCUCUCGAGAAGCUCUUGGCUUAAAGAGCACUCGAUUAAAAUCCACCUCUCCCUACUUUUCUUGAAUGCCCUUAUGCUCAUCGCUUACACUUUUCCGGGGUCUAAGCCGACAUACAUCGCAUAUCCGGACAUCGCAACCAAAUAUGAACCGCGGCGCUUCGAAACCCUGGCCAUAUACCGACAUGACGGGUCACUGAAUCCACACAAAACCAAUGCCUAUAACGGGCCGCCGCGACCGGAGCUAGAAGAAGCCUGGGAUAAACUCAUGAAUAAUACCAAUAUCCGAGUCACUCGAGAUCAAUUAGGAGAGGAAUUCGCCGCUCAGGACAGCAUAGUUGAGCUUAGUGACGGCAGCGGAUAUUAUGUGACUGUAUCCGCGUAUCAUGGGCUUCACUGUGUCCAAAGGCUCCAUCAUUACAUCUAUGCCGACCACUAUUACCCGGGACUUAGUGAGUUCGAGGCUUUCAUGUUGCGACGACAUACGGAGCAUUGCCUGGACUGGCUAAGACAGUACGUCCAGUGUCACCCAGACCUCUCACUCAUUCCAAGUCAUUGGAUGACAGAUGGCCCCGGUCCUGUUGCGCCAGAUGACGGUCACCGUCAAUGUGUUAUCUGGGAGAACAUCGAGAAAUGGAUGGCUGAACAUUCUUUUGAUCCCCAUGAGCCCGGGAUACUGGUUCACCCAAUAUUCGGUAAUCCAUACACCGAGAAUGGGACAAGUCAUAACAUUGGAGCGGUAGAGCUGGGGAGUGGGGGUUUACUACACAAAGGGGGGCAGCACACCAAGAGGGGUGGCGAUGGCAACUAG
Aspergillus piperis CBS 112811 is the source of this 924-nucleotide messenger RNA. RefSeq names its product oxidase ustYa family protein. The transcript is spliced from 6 exons. Gene Ontology annotation, biological process: mycotoxin biosynthetic process. The record is from RefSeq and is a predicted model, not a curated record. Bases 1 to 924 code for a protein of 307 amino acids. NCBI's taxonomy places the organism in Eukaryota, Fungi, Ascomycota, Eurotiomycetes, Eurotiales, Aspergillaceae.